AUGUAUCGGGACGCCGUCAAAAAUAAACAAUAUGUUGAUGAAUUCAAGAAGAAUAUUGAGAAUGUGUAUCAAGUUGAUGGUACCCCGAACUAUGUGUAUCGAAACCCCAACACCGGCAUUAUUCGGUUUCUAAAUGUCGAAACUGGUGAUAGCGAAGCCGUGCGAAUGACUGCUGGUUUACAACGGCUCUUGUUUGAUCCAGCUGGUGUUGUUGCAGACGGAGAAAAGAGUAUCACCAAAGCAGAUUUACAACAUUACAACAAAAUCUACGAGCAUAUGAAUAUUCCUCCUGCGUACGCUAGUUUGCGCGCUUUAUACGACGAAGCUCAGACUUCUCAACCUCCUUCACCUAGUAGCUCUGCUGAUUCUGAACUCAACGACCCCACGUAUGCGCCUGAACAAGAUGAUGAUGUUUAUGACAUAGAUAAUAUCGAGUUUACAGAUGAUGAUGUGAAUGAAGCUGCCGUCCGCAAAAUCACUACAGAGCUGUCUGUGGCCAUACCUUGGGCACAACUGUCAGACACACAAAUCAGUACCAAAGUAGAUGAAUUACGAGCUCAAUUAAUUAAGCUUGAACAGUAUCGAAAUAACCUUUAUUCAGACGAAGGCAUGGAUUCUAAAUCUCCAGAGGUCAAGGCCGUCCAAAAGCUCAUCGCAUCGUGUCAGCGUAAAAUCAAAACAGGAGAGAGAAAACUAACUGAUAACGAAUCUGACAGGCAAGAAGAAGCUGCGUCAAAGAAAGGGAAGAAACCAGCCGCAUCAAAGAAAGGGAAGAAGAAAGGAGGUGCGGUAAAUAAUACUAGUAGUUUCAUAGAGAAUCUUAGACGGUCGAUUUCGACUGUCAAAUAA
Molecule: messenger RNA, 849 nt
Organism: Capsaspora owczarzaki ATCC 30864
Lineage: Eukaryota; Filasterea; Ministeriida; Capsasporidae
Exons: 2
Coding region: 1-849 (282 amino acids)
Source: RefSeq, a predicted model, not a curated record